AUGUUUCUUAAUUUAAUAAAAGGUUUAGAAAAGAAUGAAGAUAAGGAAAAUGUUGUAAAUAUAAAUAUACAGAAAUUGUUAGGUGAUAAAACAUACGAGAAAAGAAAAAAAGGAGCACAGGAACUAGCCGAGUUAGUAAAAAUUAUAUUAUUAAAAGAAGAAAAUGAUGAAAAAAAACAUAUAGAUAAAUUACUAGAUGAACAUAAAAAUAAUGAAGAUGCUGGAGAUUUUAAUAUUACGAAAAAGUUUUCAGAUAUGGAAGUUAACAAAAUUUCGAAUAAUCUUUUAAAAGCUGAAGAAGAUGAUGAAUUAAAUAAUAGUGAAUAUUAUUUUAAAACGUAUAAUGAUGAAAAGUUAAAAAAAAAAAAAAACGCCUUAGAUGACAUAGGAACAGAUGAUGAUAAUAAUAAAGGAUAUACGAUAAUUGAUGAUGAGAAGGGGAGAAAACUGAAUGAAGAAUAUGCCAAUAAAAAUAAUAUUGAUGGGGAUAAAAAGAGUCAAGAUAAAGUAUAUAUUAAAGGUACAAAGGAAUACGAAAAAAUAAACAAAUAUAAACAAAAUAAUAUGAAAAAGGAAAGUGUGAGAAAUUCAAAUAUAAUGAUAGAUACAAAGGAAAUAAAUAAUUCUCAUAUUUAUGGCCAUGGACAAGAAGAUGGAAAAGAAUAUAAUGGUGAUGAUGAUCAUAAUAAUAAAAACAAUGCUCAUGAUGAUGAUGAUGAUGACGAUGAUGACGAUGAUGAUGAAGAUGAAGAGAAUUAUGAAGACGUAAAUGUCAAACGAUACAAUGAUUCAGACGAUAGUGUUGAUGAGAAAGAUAAAAAAAGAAAGAAAAGAAAUUUAGAAAAUGAAAAAUCAAAUUUAUUAUAUCAACAUAUGAAUGAAGAAAAAUAUAUUUUAGGAUCAGAAAUAAUAAAAAAAUUAUUAUUAGAUAAAUGUAAAGAAAAUUGUGAUUUAGAUAUAGAACUAACGAAACCUAUUGAUAAUAGUAAUAAUAAUAAUAAUAAUAAUAAUUAUUAUUAUAUUCGUAAUAAAAAUAGUGUUUCAUCUGUAGAUAUAAAUAAAGAGAAAAGAAAAAAAACUUUGAAUAAUAUAUUAUAUGAUAAUGAUAUAUAUUUAGAUAAUUUUAAUAAAAAAUAUCAAAGUCAAAAAGUUAUAAAUAUUAUAAAUUUUUUAGAUAAUAAAUUUAUUCAAAGUGUAAGUAGUUCAGAACGAUGUGGAGGUUUAAUAUCUUUGGCAUUUAUAUCCAUAAGUCUUGAUGAAAAAAUACAAUAUUAUUUUACGGAAAUUUUACGUAUUAUUAUAUCAUGUAUUAAUGAUGCAGAUUCUAAAGUUAGAUAUUAUGUUUGUGAAAGUUUAUAUAAUUUAUGUAAAGUGUCUAGGAAAUAUAUUUUUCAUAAUAUAGAAGAUAUCUUUGAUUGUCUCUAUCGAAUUUUUUCAGAUACUUGUCCAAAUGUAAAAAGUGGAGGAAUAUAUUUAGAUAAUUUAAUAAAAGAUUUAGUUUGUUCUUAUAAUAAUAUUUUUUAUAUUUAUAAAAUUAUAUAUAUAUUAAAAGACAAAAUAUAUAUUGAAAAUACAAAUGUUCGUCAACUUAUUAUAUCUUGGUUAUUUUUUUUACAAAAUAUUCCUACUAUUAAUAUAUUUGAAUAUUUCCAUUUUUUUAUUAAAGAUCUUUUCAUAAUGUUAUCUGAUGAAAAUAAAGAUAUUCAAAAACAAGCUAAUCAAUGUUUAGAUAUAUAUAUAGAUAAAAUUGUAACAUCCAAUUAUGAACAAUGCAGAACAUUUUUUAAGCAUAUAGCAUAUGUGAUUUUAGAAUUUUGUGGACACAAAAAUACUGUAAUUAAACAUAAAAGUUUAUUAUGGAUAUAUCAUUUUAUUAAUAUUUUAAAUAUUCAUUUUUAUAAUAUAUUUGAUUCAUCAACAAAAAAAAAUAACACAUUUUUAAUAGAACUUUUGAAAAAAAUUAUAGCAUCUACAUCAGAUGUAUGUUUUGAUAUACAUUAUACAGCACGAAAAUGUAAUGAGUUGUUAAUAAGUUAUGUAAAAUUUACAUAUUUGGAAUCUGCACCUUUAAUAACAAAAUUGGUUUGUUUAAUUAUUAAUACAAAAAUAGAAAAGAGCGAAUUAGUUGUAAGUGCAAGUAAGGAUAGUACAAAUUAUAAAAAUUAUCAAAAGAAAUAUUUCUCAAGAAGAAAAAAAUUGUACAAGGAUUUAAUGUAUGAUCGCGGAAACAAUUUUCCAAAUGGUGUAAAUCCUUCUGAGGGGUAUAAUAAUGAGAUGAAUGUUGAGGAAAAUAAUAAAAUGCUUGAUCAAGAAGAUAACAAAUUGAAUAAUCUUGUUAAUAAACAUGAGAAUAUAUCUAACAAAGGACGAAACGAAAGUAGUAUUAUAAAAAGUAAACAUGAUGACGAUAAUGAAAAUGAUUAUUCUAUAUAUAAAGAUGAUGAAAGUUAUAUUACAAAUAUAGGAAAUGAGAGAAAGGUAACAAAUUCUUUAUUUCAUAACGAUGAAAAAAACGAUGUAGAAGAAGAUUCUUUGUUAAAUGUAAAUUGUUUUAAUAAUGUUACAGCAGAAGAUGAAGAUUUUAUACAAAUGAAUGACACAGGAAAAAUACAAAAUAUGAGAGAUCAAAUUGGAUCUUAUAAUAAAGGAAAUAAUAAAGAAAUUAUUAAUGAUAAUAAUAAAAAAAAUGAUAAACAUAAAGACAUUAACAGUAUUAACGACAAUAAUAAUAUUAAUGACAAUAUUAAUAUUAAUGGCAAUAAUAAUAUUAAUGACAAUAUUAAUAUUAAUGGCAAUAAUAAUAUUAACGACAAUAAUAAUAUUAACGACAAUAAUAAUAUUAAUGACAAUAAUAAUAUUAAUGACAAUAAUAAUAUUAAUGACAAUAAUAAUAAAAACAUUAACAAUAUUAAAGAUGAUGAUGACAAAAAUUAUCAUAAUAACAAUUUUAAUAAUAGCCUAAACAACAGCAAUGAUAAUGCUAGCGAGUCGUUAAGCUUUGAAUCAUAUAAUUUGUUUUAUAAAAAAGAUAAUUAUUCCUAUGAGGGGAAAAGUAAACCCUUAAAUACACAGUUAUCAAAAGAAGAAAAUUACAACUGUAAAAUUAUUUAUAAUCAUGAGAAGUUAAUAAACGAAUUAAAAGAAAAAAAACUCUUAAUGGGUGAUGUAAGUAAAAGUGAAGCAUAUUAUAUAAAUAAAAUUAUAAAAAAAAAAGGAAAUAAUAUUAAUAAUAAUAAUAAUAAUAAUAAUAAUGCUGAUGAUGAUGAUAAUGAAGAUGAUGAUUAUAAUGAUAAUGAUAAUGAUGAUGACGACGACGAUGAUGAUGAUGAUAAUAUAUUUUAUGAUAAUUUAGAAAAAAGGAAUAUAUAUCCCGUUAUUACGUGUUUACAAUGGUUAAUUGAAAUAUUAAUAUAUAAAAGUAAUGAAAUAAAAACUUAUUAUGAUGAAAUUAUUAUAUGUAUUUUUAAAUGUUUAAAAAAUGAUGAUAAUAAAGUAUUGUUAUUAUCACUUACUGUAUUAUCAGCUAUGUGUGGGACAGUUGAUAAUAAAUUUCAUUUUUAUGAGAAAAUAAGUUUAAAUUUAAUAAACAUAUUUAAAAAUGAUGAAAACUUAUUAAUACAUAAAGGUAAAGUUAUAGUUCAACAUAUAUCUCGAUGUUUAAAUAAUAAAAAGUUUUAUGCAUAUUUAUGUUAUUUACUUAUAAAAGAAAAUAAUUUUACAUUUGUAAAUAAAUUUGUACAAGUUUUAAAUUGGGUUUUAUUAACAUCUGAUGAAACCAAAUAUUUAAGAAAUGUUUUAUUUCUUAAAAAAUAUUAUAAUAUAUUCUCGCUUAUAUUAAUAGCAUCGUUUCAUAAUCCUUUAUCAGCUAUAUCAUUUUUAUUAUGGUUACAGAAAUAUGAACUAGCAUAUUAUAUAUCAUCUUAUUUAACUUUAUUGGAUGUUAAUUCAGAUUUCUUUCAUCAACUUGAUAAUUUUAUUUUCUUAUUUGAAUCACCAGUAUUUUCAAAACAAAGAAUUCAUUUAAUAUAUCCAAAGAAUUAUCCAUUUUUAAUUAAAUCAUUAAUGAUACUCUCUUUAAUGUUACCACUUAAUACAUCCAACAACAUUUUACAGAAGAGAUUACAAAUAUCUCAAUUGUCCAUAUUAACAAGUAAUGAAAAAAUGCAAAGUUUUUUUGAUAUACAUAAUCAUAAUGGAAUAUAUCAUAUUGAAGAUAAUUAUGAUCAUAAAGAAAUAGAUAAUAAAAUAAAUGACCAAGACAAAUUAAAAAAACGUGAAACGUCUCAAUUAAAUUUAUAUGAAAAUACAGAAGAAUUUAUUCAAUUAUGUAAAAUGGGAAAUGAAGAACAAACAAAAGAAUAUAAUAUUUUAGAAAAAACAGAUAUUGAAAAACAUAAUGAAGAAGAAUUAUGGAAUAAUAGAUAUAAUUAUUUAUUAACUAACAUAAAAAAAAAAUUCUUAAAAGAUACCGUAACAAAUGAUAAUCAUAAUAAUAAUACGCAUAGCGUUUCAUAUAAGAACGACGAAUGUAACGAAUUUGUUCAUAUAUUCAAAACGGUAUUAAAAACUCAUAAAAUAAUUAAAUAUUAUUCUUAA
Plasmodium reichenowi is the source of this 4596-nucleotide messenger RNA. RefSeq lists its product as hypothetical. Gene Ontology annotation, biological process: positive regulation of kinase activity; phosphatidylinositol biosynthetic process. Gene Ontology annotation, cellular component: PAS complex; endosome membrane. The coding region runs from base 1 to 4596 and encodes 1531 amino acids. The transcript has a single exon. Lineage: Eukaryota; Apicomplexa; Aconoidasida; Haemosporida; Plasmodiidae. The record is from RefSeq and is a predicted model, not a curated record.